GAGAAGUCUAUUUAUUCUUUCUCAAUCAAUUUAUUCCGAAGGAAGCGAAGCCAAACUACACGAACUGGAUUGCAAAAGCCAGGGGACCUCUGUUCAAAACAGACUUGCGAGAGGCUUUUAGCGCACCUUCAACCUCUGGGGCAAGGAGGAAACAGUCCCGAUAGCUAAAAGGGAAAUGAGAUCAGUUCUCAAGGCAUUGCAGAAGCUGGGCUCGGUCUCGGCUGCCCAGCGAUACAGACAGUCCGGUGCCCUAGCUCCGACUUCCUCCUUCCGCAGACGGCCAUGGGGCGCCGGACUGGUCUGCUCUGUGUCUGUUUCGCGUUGCAGUUGAUGGGGGCACAGGCGCAAGCGAGUAAGGACCGCGAGGAAGAGGCUGGCAGCGCGGAUUUCCUGAGCCGCCAGCAGUACGAGCAUUUGCAGAAGCAGCUCGGGGCCGUGCGGGACGUUUCCCACCGGUACUGGCAUUCGCUGGCUUGCCAGUUGUGGCAGGAAGGCUGCGAGGAAGAGGAGGAAGGCAGCAGAGGCAUCCUGGGACAGCACGAUUGGAAGUUACCCAUGGUGACAGAAUUAGUCUCUACCUGGUACUGUGGCUUUGGCAGGUGCUGCCCAACAGGAGACUGCAGAGUGGUCAACAAUAUCACAGGCUUGGAACUGGUUCUGAGCAAACGACUCCAUGGCCAACAUUUGGCAAAAAAAAUUGUCCUGAAAGCCAUUCGGGGUUUCUUGGAAAAACGACAGCCCGAGAAAGCACUAACUCUUUCUUUUCAUGGCUGGUCUGGUACUGGCAAGAACUUUGUAGCUCGUUUAAUGGCAGAACAUCUUUAUCGAGAUGGCCUAAAAAGCGACUGUGUUAAAAAUUUUAUCUCAGUACUUCAUUUCCCUCAUCUCAAUUACAUGGACCUUUACAAGGUUGAGCUAACAAAACAAAUCACCGAGACAGUCGGACUCUGUGAACAAUCCUUGUUCAUCUUUGAUGAAGCAGAGAAGCUUCAUCCUGUUCUCCUCAAGGCCCUCGAACCAUAUGUGGGUCACAAUGGCAACACUGACGAGGUUGAUUACCGGCAGUCAAUCUUCUUAUUCCUGAGUAACACUGGUGGAAACAUCAUCAAUAAGGUGGCCCUGGAUUUCUGGCAAGCUGGUCAAGCUAGGGAGGAGAUCACCAUGGAAUAUUUAGAACAACUCCUGCGGAGGGACCUGCUGGAUGCCCCAGACACCCACAACUUUCUUCUUCAGAAGAACCUCAUAGACUUUCUGGUCCCUUUCCUGCCUCUGGAAUAUCACCAUGUGAAGCUGUGUGCUCGGGAUGCUUUUCUUGCUCGAGAUCUACAGUUCACUGAAGAGAUGCUAGAUGAGGUUGCAAGGACAAUAUUUGCUCCCAAGGGGAAUAAAUUAUUUUCUGCUCAAGGUUGCAAAUCAGUAUCUCAGCGUAUAAACUAGUUUCUUCUUUGACAGGGGGAAGGUGAAGAUUGAAAGUGAGUUUCUCUUAUCUUAUACAAGGGACAUAUAUUUUAUUUAUUACGCUAACUAGUGUAAUAUUACCUGUGUUCUCCAUAUUAUUGGGGUUGCUCAGCUAAAAAAGGUAAGAAAACUCCAUUGCGGAUAUCUAAUCUACAUGAAAUGGUUUGACUGAAAUAGUAAUAUAUCCAGAGUAUUUUUCCAAUACUGGUUACAAAUGAUGCCUUUGGGUCAUAUUGUUAUCCAUUAUAUUGAGUGGGUUUUUAAGACAGCUUGGAGAGAAGAUAUGUGAGGCUGACUUAAUUUUAUUCCAGGUCUUAGAUAGCUAACAAUGAUUUGAAUCAAACAAAUUCUUAGUCUGCAUUCUUAGUGCAGUGGCUGGGCAAGGAGCGAUCAUAUUCCCUUACAAUGAAAUCUACCUCUUCCACAAUCCUUGUGUCGAAUUAAGGUAUGGAGGAAAUAUUUUGUCCUUUAUUAGUGGCCUGGUGUCAAUCUUCAUUUUAUAUAUAUUUAAUAUCUUUCUAUCUAAAUAUUUCACAUGAAUAUACAUAUCAAAAGACAAAAUAUGUGCCAUUCUUUUUAUUAUAACUUUUACAACAGGACAAACUAUAUACUUCCAGUCCAGCACUGAAAUUGAGCAAUAAGGUUCCAGUUCUGUGUGAUAAAAGUACUCCUUGUAUAAACCACUAUUUGCUGGUAUUGCACUUCCGUUGUCUUUGUAGAUUAAAAUGUUGAAUGGAGGGUUGCUUUUGUGGGAUAUUGAAGUUUGGCAUUCAUAGCAGGCCACUAGCUUUGUCAGAAUAAAUAUACACAGAUUUAGCUAGCCAGAUAUACUCAAUUUGUAAGAGCUAUGUAUGUACACAGACUGACUGAACACGGAAUUUAAGUUUCGAAAAAUACACAAACCUUGUGCAAAAUUGAACCAUAUGGGGAAGACCAAAGUGACUUUGCAGCAACAUAGGUGUCCCCAGCAUCUGAUCCUAGUUCAAUCCCAAUUUAGAAGAAUAAAUGUUAUAGAUUUUAGGGCAAAUGAUAGAAAUUGGGUUUUUUUGUUCUCACAUUUUAGUGUUAAUGCUUCACAAAUGUAAAAUACAGGUAGAUCUCAUUUAGCAACUACCUCAAGAUUAUGAAGAUGAUGACAAAGUAACUGUUAGACACAUUUGCCAUUACAGUCAGUACAUGCCCUGUGCUUGAGCUUCCCAUCACCACUAACCCCACUUAAAACUAGUGAUCUUUUCUUGAACUUUCUAUCACAGUGUUUUCUUCUCAAAAAUGCUACCAGCAAGUUAAGAUGCCAAGAUCUAUGAUUUUAAUUAGCCAGUUUUUAGCUGAUAC
Messenger RNA from Pseudonaja textilis, 2790 nucleotides. RefSeq names its product torsin family 3 member A (gene TOR3A). The record is from RefSeq and is a predicted model, not a curated record. Gene Ontology annotation, cellular component: endoplasmic reticulum lumen; nuclear envelope. Gene Ontology annotation, molecular function: ATP binding; ATP hydrolysis activity. NCBI's taxonomy places the organism in Eukaryota, Metazoa, Chordata, Lepidosauria, Squamata, Elapidae.